AUGGAGAUGACCUGCGACGCGAAGAGGAUCGUGGCCGUGUCCCUGGGCAAGCUCUACAGCUCCCGCAGUCAGCGUGGCGGCUGCCGCCUGCACCGCAGCCUGCUGCUGUCCCUGGUCGUGCGCUCCGCCCGGGAGAUCUACCACGCCUGCAGCGCGCAGGCCGCCGCGGCCCUGUGUGCGGGGAGGGGAUCCCGCAGAAAAUCGGCUCUGGACAACUUCCGGACACGGAGGAGAGUUGCCAGCGAGAGGGACUGUUGGAACACUGUGUUUGAAGGGAGCGAGUCUGGCGAUGAGCGCGCGGGGAGGGCAGUGCGUCAUCAGUCAUGGGACUCGCGCCGCAGCGGCAUUCCAAGCCGGUCGCGUGACUCGGGAAGUCGCACGCGGCUUGAGGCGGUUCCGUCCGACUGA
This is a messenger RNA of Lepisosteus oculatus (spotted gar), 408 nucleotides long. The record is from RefSeq and is a predicted model, not a curated record. NCBI's taxonomy places the organism in Eukaryota, Metazoa, Chordata, Actinopteri, Semionotiformes, Lepisosteidae.